Messenger RNA from Elephantulus edwardii (Cape elephant shrew), 3273 nucleotides. It is a transcript of the gene LIFR, whose product is annotated as leukemia inhibitory factor receptor alpha. Gene Ontology annotation, biological process: positive regulation of cell population proliferation; cytokine-mediated signaling pathway. Gene Ontology annotation, molecular function: ciliary neurotrophic factor receptor binding; oncostatin-M receptor activity; leukemia inhibitory factor receptor activity. The transcript has 19 exons. The coding region runs from base 1 to 3273 and encodes 1090 amino acids. Lineage: Eukaryota; Metazoa; Chordata; Mammalia; Macroscelidea; Macroscelididae. Gene Ontology annotation, cellular component: membrane; external side of plasma membrane; signaling receptor complex. The record is from RefSeq and is a predicted model, not a curated record.
AUGAUGGACGCUUCCUUCUGUGUGGGACGACCGUCCUGGAUGGCGGACAGGAGAAGGAUGAAGACUAGCUCAGGUUUCCAGUGGCUCCUGUCAUCCUUUGUCCUUCUGUAUGUAGUGAACCAAGUAAACAGCCAGAAGAAGGGGGCUCCCCAUGAUCUGACUUGCACAACGAGCAACUUGAGAAUGUGGGACUGUUCCUGGAAGGCCCCGGCUGGUCAUGGUGCGCUCUAUGAAGUGUGUGUUGUGAACAGGUUCAAUUCUUGUUAUCCAUCGGUGAAAACCAGUAUUAAAAUCCCAGCUCUUUCACCUGGUGAUCAUGAAGUAACCAUAAAUCCUCUCCGUGACGUUAGAAGUUCUAUAAGUAAAUUUGUACUGAAUGAAGAAAACAUUUCCUUUAUUCCAGAUGCUCCAGAGAUCUUGAACUUGUCUGCUGAUUUUUCAACGUCUACGAUACACAUAAAGUGGAAUGACAAGGGGUCUCUUUUUCCUCAUCACUCGAAUGUCGUCUGGCAAUUUAAAAUUCUGCAUAAGGAGAGGAUGGACAUCAUAACGCUAGUGACCCACAACACAACGCUGAAUGGUAAAGACACAGUCCAUCACUGGAGUUGGACCUCAGACCUACCCCUGGAAUGUGCCACUCACUCUGUGAGAAUGAGAUGCUAUGUUGAUGAUCCUCACUUCUCUGGCCACAAGGAGUGGAGUAACUGGACCCCACCGAAGAACAUUUCUUGGUCACCUGAACCUCAGCCUAAGGCGCUUCCCCUAGACAGAGUACUACUUGUUGGUUCAGAUAUAACAAUUUGUUGUGUGACUCGAGAAAAAAUCGUGUCGGCAUUAGUCGGCAACAAGCCGUAUCCCCUCAUCCAUCUGGAGGGAGAAAACAUUGCAAUCAAGAUCCAUGAUAUUUCACCUUCUGAUAGUAGUGGAACAAAUGUGGUUUUCGUGACAGAGACCACCAACAUGUGUGGAACAGUGUUUUUUGCAGGAUAUCCACCUGAUAUUCCUCAAAAUCUAAGUUGUGAAACACAUGAUUUAAAGGAGAUUCUAUGCACUUGGAGCCCAGGAAGAGUGACCAAAUUGGUGGGUCCACGUGAUACAAGUUACACGUUAUUAGAGAGUUUUUCAGGAAAAAAUGCUACAUUUAAAAGAGCUGAAGAUCCCCAAAAUGGAAGCUAUCAGUUGUUCUUUCAAAUUAUUCCAAGUCAGGAAAUAUACAAUUUUACUUUGCAUGCUCGCAAUCCUUUGGGCCAAUCAGAAUCAACAGUUUUACUCAACAUAACUGAAAGAGUUCAUCCCCAUACACCUACUUCAUUCAAAGUGAAGGACAUUAAUUCAACAGCUGUUACUCUUUCUUGGCACUUAUCAGGCAACUUUGCUAAGAGCAAUCUUUUAUGUCAAAUUGAAAUUAAUAGAAGUAAUUCCGUACAAGAAUUGUUGAAUGUCACAGUCAGAGGAGCCGAAAAUUCAAGCUAUCUUGUUGAGGUGGGCAAGCUAAAUCCAUAUACUAAUUAUACUUUUCGGAUUCGUUGUGCUGGUGAAUCUUUUUGGAAAUGGAGCAGCUGGACCACUGGGGAACGACAUCUGACCAUAGAAGCCGUUCCUUCAAAGGGACCAGAUACUUGGAGAGAGUGGAGUUCUGACGGAAAAAAUUUGAUAAUCUAUUGGAAGCCUUUACCUAUUAAUGAAGCCAAUGGAAGGAUUCUUUCCUACAAUGUAUCAUACUCAUCAGAGGAGGAAACCCAGUCCCUUUCCGAGAUUUCUGAUCGUCAACACAAAGCAGAAUUACAACUUGAUAGAAAUGAUUAUAUCAUCAGCGUGGUGGCCAAAAAUUCAGUGGGCUCCUCUCCACCUUCACGGAUAGCUAGUAUGGAACUUCCACACGAUAAACUCAAGACAGAGCAAGCUGUUGGAAUUGGCAAUGAGAUAUUCCUCUCUUGGGAUUAUGAUCCCAACAUGACUUGUGACUACGUUAUUAAGUGGUGUAACUCGUCUGGGCCUGGACCCUGCCUGAUGGACUGGAAGAAAGUUCCUUCAAACAGCACAGAAGCUGUAAUAGAGUCUGAUCAGUUUCGGCCUGGUGUACGAUACAGUUUCUUCCUGUAUGGAUGCAAAAAUCAAGGAUAUCAGUUAUUACGUUCUGUAAUUGGAUAUAUAGAAGAAUUGGCUCCAGUGGUUGCACCAAAUUUUACUGUCGAGGAUACUUCUUCAGAUUCUAUAUUAGUCAAAUGGGAAGAUAUUCCUGUGGAAGAGCUUAGAGGCUUUUUAAGAGGAUAUUUAUUUUACUUUGGAAAAGGAGAGAGGGGCACAUCUAAGAUGAGAGGCUUGGAAUCAGGCCGCUCUGACGUAAAGAUAAAGAAUAUUACCGACCUCAAUCAGAAAACAUUGAGAAUUGCUGAUCUUCAAGGUAAAACCAGUUACCACCUCGUGCUGCGAGCCUACACAGAUGGUGGGAUAGGCCCCGAGAAGAGCAUGUACGUGGUGACAAAGGAAAACUCUGUGGGAUUAAUCAUCGCCAUUCUCAUCCCAGUGGCAGUGGCCAUCAUGGUUGGCGUGGUCACUAGCGUCCUCUGCUAUCGGAAGCGAGAAUGGAUUAAAGAAACCUUCUACCCUGAUAUUCCGAAUCCAGAAAAUUGUAAAGCACUACAGUUUCAGAAGAGUGUGUGUGAGGGAAACAGUGCUCUUAAAACAUUGGAAAUGAAUCCUUGCACCCCAAAUAAUGUCGAGGUCCUGGAAAGCCGGUCCGUGGUUCCUAAAAUAGAAGACACAGAGAUCGUCUCCCCGGUAACCGAGCAUCCUGAAGAAAGCUCGGAGGCAGACGCUGGAAACCCUGUGGUCGUGUCCUACUGCCCCCCGAUCAUCGAGGAGGGCGACGAAGCCGGAGGGGCGUCCCAGGUGGUUUACAUUGAUGUUCAGUCAAUGUACCAGCCGCAGGCCAAGCCCGAGGAGGAGCAGGAGAGCGAGCCCGCCGGGGGCUCAGGCUAUAAGCCACAAAUGCACCUCCCGGUGACCUCUGCUGUGGAAGAGGCGCCUGCAGACGAUGACCUAGAUAAAACUGCCGGCUACCGACCUCAGGCAAAUGUGAACACUUGGAAUUUAGUGUCGCCCGACUCGCCCAGGUCCACAGACAGCAACAGCGAGCUGGUCUCCUUUGGAAGCCCCUGCUCCAUCAACUCCCGGCAGUUCUUGAUUCCUCCCAAAGACGAAGACUCUCCCAAGUCCAGCGGAGGAGGCUGGUCCUUCACAAACUUUUUUCAGAACAAACCCAACGACUAA